ACGGACCUUCACUCACGCUGGGGUCGAAUAUCUGUGGAGGAUGCGCUGCCGAUAGAUUUUUGAACAUGUCAAGUUUUUCACGAUCAGCCCAGCAAUGGGCCACAUUUGCUCGCUCCUGGUUUCUUAUUGAUGCCAGGAUGCAGCCUCCAGGAAAAAUAGCAACCAUGUGUGCCAUUAGACUACAGGGCAAACACAAACCCAUCUAUCAUGCGCUGAGUGAUUGUGGUGAUCAUGUAGUAAUUAUAAAUAGCAAAGAAAUAGCCUUUUCUGGGAAUAAAUGGGAACAGAAGGUUUACUCCUCACAUACAGGCUAUCCAGGGGGAUUCAAACAGGUCACAGCUGCUCAGCUUCAUCAAAAAGAUCCUAAAGCUAUAGUGAAAUUGGCAGUUUAUGGCAUGCUGCCUAAGAAUCUACAGAGACGCACCAUGAUGCAAAGACUACACAUUUUUGCAGAUGAUGUACUGCCGGAUGACAUAAAGGCCAACCUGACUGAAGAACUUCCUCAGCCCAGAGAAGUCCCACGAAAACUCAGUGAAUACACUCAAGAGGAGAUAGAAGCAUUUCCACGACUUUGGACACCACCUGAAGAUUAUAAAAUGAAAUGAAGUUGGAUGCUUCCUCAUGUAAUAUCCUUGUUUUUUGUUGUUUCUUUAAUAUUUAUGUCUCACAUAUUGAAUAAAUAUUCUUGACACGUUACCAUCA
Periophthalmus magnuspinnatus is the source of this 702-nucleotide messenger RNA. RefSeq names its product mitochondrial ribosomal protein L13 (gene mrpl13). The record is from RefSeq and is a predicted model, not a curated record. Gene Ontology annotation, molecular function: structural constituent of ribosome; mRNA binding. Gene Ontology annotation, biological process: negative regulation of translation; translation. Bases 66 to 605 code for a protein of 179 amino acids. The transcript has 7 exons. NCBI's taxonomy places the organism in Eukaryota, Metazoa, Chordata, Actinopteri, Gobiiformes, Gobiidae. Gene Ontology annotation, cellular component: ribosome; mitochondrial large ribosomal subunit.